UCGCAUGAGCUGACGCAAAUGACCCUGCUCUCUUUCAAGAACUCUUUCAAAAGGAACAUGGCGGCAACUUAACGUUUGGCCAAAAUGACUGUGGAUCGUUUCGCGAGAAAAGAUCCCACCUUGUCGGACCGAGGAGGCGAGAUUCGGCGUUUCGAAACGAGGAGCCCUUGCGCUUUUCACCAGAGCGAGCGGCCAGACACUGGCUUUUCCGCGUUGUAGCGGCUCUGCGCAAAAGGGGAGAGCGGAACCCAUGACAGACGAGCAGGGAGAGACAUGUUGCUACAGAUAGCUGGGUUUUUCUCCGGAGAAGCACGGGGAGACGGGACUCGACAAUGAAAGCAGUAAUCCCCCUGAACACAGCAACUGAUCGUUAAUCGCGGAGGUGAGCCACGACCGCUCGUCAGCCAUCGUUUAGUGGGCAAAACUCAAGGCAGACCUCCCGUCAAUGACUAUUGUGGCAGAAAAGCCCCCACGGUGGAGUCAGCCAGAGCUGCGCUUUCCCAAAAUAUGACCAGCGGUGCUUGGAAGUGUCGGCAGCGAGAUGACGGCUUAAAAAUUUGGUGUGCUCCCCGCGAGAACGAGAAGCCAUUCACCGACUCCGAGAGGGCCCAGCGAUGGCGAUUGUCCUUAGCGUCCCUCUUAUUUCUAACCGUUCUGCUUUCUGAUCAUCUGUGGUUCUGCGCCGAGGCCAAACUGACAAGGACCCGAGACAAGUUAGCUUCAGUGGACAUGAGCGCAAACCACAGACCCGACCUCCCUUCAACACACAGCAGCCUCAGAAGAAAUGAAGAUGCUAUUUUUGUAGUCAAUUCUACCAAACCUUUGUGGCAACUAGAAACUUGCCACCCGGAUGGUUUGUCUGAAAACUGCUUCACUUUUGUCGACGCUGACCACUUGUGCAGGGGCCUUUCGCAAACGGAGGGGACGCGGUGGAUGAACAUAAGCGAUUUGUACCUUUCCUUUUGUAAUUCGUACUCUCUUAUGGAUUUGCUUUACGGAUCGUUAAGUCCGGACAAUUUGAACUGCAGCCUUGACGUGAUCGUGGACGGCGACCUAAACAGGUGCAGUCUGUGCGUUCAGGCGUACCAGCGUUAUGACCUGCACGCGCAGGAGAAAUAUGAGGAAUUUGAGAUGAUGGCAGACAAAUACGAGACGGAUGUGUACUCAGUAAGGACGUGCAUGGAAGAAUGCAAGACCGUCUACAAGCCCUGGCUCUGCGCUCAGUAUUUCCAGAGUCCUCAGUCAGGCUGCAGUCAUAAGAUUCCCUGUGAACAGUACUGUCUUGAGGUCCAGCAGAGGUGUCCGUUCAUAUUGCCUGACAAUGAUGACCUUAUACAUGGUGGAACUCCCAGUUUUAUAUGUGCAGGGUUCAAACCAGACAUCAACCAGGAGCCAGAGUGCUGUGAUGUGCGGUGGGACCAGAAGUCCAACAACCGCUCCCGCGGCACUUUAAAAAGAACUCACCCUUCCUGCCAGCACACAUCCGUGACCUCCUCGGGGGCUCCACGGCUCGGGCAGGGCCGGCUGAAACUUUGCUUGCUGGUCCUAGUUCUUCUCCACACUGUGGCUACCAUGACGGCCAAUCAGAACUCGACCUGCCUGACCGCCAUCUUUCCACUGGACGACAACGCCCCCAGAGAAGAGUGAUUGGAUGAUGCUGGGCUGGACAACUCUAGCGUAUCCGCAUGCUCCAACACAUCUCGCUUCGGGCUUGUCAGUAAAGAAGCCCCGCACUCAGAGAGAAGUUGAGUGUAUCGGCUCCCAGUGAGGCUAACAGUCUCAACCAGAGAACACUUAACCACACUUGUCAUCAGCACCUGGUGGGGUUUGGGGAAAACAGCAAACAGGACACAGGACAAAAGAUAAGCAUAAUAUGAAGAGUCAGAACAUGCCCCCACAGAGACUUCUCACUCUCUUCUGGAACACACAUUGUGACACACACACACACACACACACACACAAAAUGUCAUUUCACUUUGCACUAGGAGAUUAUCUAACUUUUCCCUUUUAGUUUCAGCUGUUAUUUUCACUUCAAGAUGGUUUUGACUUCUGUUCAGUGGUUUCAGAGCAACCUGGAAAGUGACUUGAGUGUCCAUGGUCCUGUCAAAUUCUCUCUUUAUAUGUUGCGUGCCAGUAUUUUGUGUAUUUUGAGAGUGAAUGGCACACCACAAAGUCACAGCACCAUUCAGACAGGAUACAGGCUACAGAUUCAUGUCUCUCUUUCAAAUGCAUACAUUUUCAUCCUGAAUAAAAUGUUUUUAAAUUAAAUGUACUCAAAGCCUCAAAAUCAAAGCAGCAAUUGGCAUCCCAUCUAAUUAGUAAAUGUUGUUUUUCCUCUCUGCCUUCUAAGAAACAGAUACAACCACCUCACGUUAUAUUAGAAAAAUGAUGAUUAUUCCCUUACCUGUAUGAACUGUAUGAGUUUUCUGCAGUUUGUCUUAACUACCAUCUUCAUCUCCAUAUCGUGUACAUGACUUACUGCUGAUGUAAACUCUCAGAAAAAAGAAAGGAAAAAAACAUACUGUAAGUAGAUAAUAACAUAAGCUGUCACUGUACCCUUUCAAAAGGUACUAAAUACUAAUAUGUACCUUUAAGAUACUGAUAUGAACCUAUUAUGGGUAAGUAAGGUACAAAGGUGUACCUUUUGAAGGGGUACAGUUCUAGUGACUGCUUUUGGUACCUUUUUUCUUUUCUGAGAGAUUCCAGAGUGUAAAGACUCCAUUGUGUUGGUACUCAUUUAAAUACAAAUAUUGUCUACAACAGGUCAAAAUAAUCAAAUGAACAGGGCGUUGGCACACAACUGUAAAGGAGGAGGAUGAUAAGUAUUUUCAUACAUGACACUACUUUAUUAUGCACUUUAUUCAUUUAAUAAUGUGCUAAACCCUUCAGCCUUUCUGCAUUAAUUGCAUCUUAGAUGUUCUGUGAAAACAUUUUUUCAGUAUGUGGUCCUCAUGUAAUUCUUAGCAUCAACAAUGUUUGUAUCUUUACUCAUUGCAUGGCAAUUUGAAUGCAUUCAUUUAACACGCUUGUAUGUGAAGCUGGUUUAACUAAGGUUAACUACAAUAGUUCAUAUGCGAAUGGAAUUGAAAUAGCUGAACAGAAUGUGCUGUUCCAUCAUAAUCAUACACAAUUACACUGUAAUUUUACCAUCAUUUCCCUGUCAAAAAUAACUAUCUAUUGUGUAAAGGGCUUAGCAAAUAGUAGUGUGUGGAGAAGGAGUUAAGGGCUUACUCUACAUUUCUCCUUCUGUGUGGUUGUUGUCUUCAGUGUUUGAGUGUAAUGGCUAAUAGGGAUUAUGUGCUGUUUCGCCUUUGUCAGGACCUUAUUUUCGAACUAUCCUUGUAUACACCUGUGCAUUCAACACUUUCCUUUGGUCAUUAUUUUCAAUAUUUUUCACUAAAUGAAUUCUUGUAAAGUUAAAUUCAAAUUACUUAAGAGCAGAGAUGCACGGAGUGACUGGUAACAUUGGCCCAGGUGUACAAUUCUUAGAGGAAACUACUUGUAAAUGCCCCUUUUGGAAUACUAUUUAUAGAUUAUUAUCUAUAUGUUUUUCAUAGACUAAUAAAAAUAAUUACACUAGAUAAUUUAAAAUGUUUUCUUUUUUUAGUGUAUAGGCUAAUUUGAGAAAUAUCAAUAUACAAUAAUAGAGUGCACUUCACAAAACAGGAAACUAAAAAUGGCAGAAUCUCUAGUCACACGGAGAUGUCUUGUUAAUUAAAACAUGUAUAGCAACACGAGCACUAUUUUAUGCACAGGCUCCCUGGUUCUCUGUUUUUGAGCCUUUGUCUCUGUACGUCUCUGCUUUAGAGUAAAUUUAACUGUGCAAGUGAUUACAUAUUCUUGGUUUUACUCUAAAACUUCUCUGUCAGUGUUACUAAGUUGUUUCUGAGAACCUGUGUCUGUUUAUGUUUAUUCCACAUAAUUUUGUUCAGUAGUGUUUUCACUGUCUUAAUUUCUUAAUUUUUCACCAUCAAAUGAUGUACAAUGCUAACUUAAAGGAUGUCAAUUUUCCCAGAUUGUAAUGAUCAUUCAGUGGAAACAUUAUGCCUUCACCCAGUGUAAUAUUAAACAUACAAACAGCAGCAUGCCAAAGUCUUGCAUAACAUUUUAUUUUCUUUCCUUUUAUUUUGUUAUUUAUUUAUUUUAUCACACUGUUCAGCUGAGUGAUGAAAACAUGAGAACCAUUGAUUUUAAAGGCUCAUGUAGACUUUCCCAGUAUAAUAUUAACAUAAUAACACAAUAUCUAUUACACUAGGUGAAGGCAACACCAACUCUUAAAUGAUCAAUAUUAUUUACACUGUUAUGCAAAGGCAACACACAGCAACAGAGUUAUGACUGAAACUGGGUCUACUAUGAUAUAAUAUAUGGGUUUAGCGGUCCAAAAAAAAAUCAUAGGAAAAGAGUUUGAAUUUAUAUCAAAUCAGUUACAAUAAAAUACUAACAAAUGGAGCCAUUGUUGCUGUAGUUACUGUGUUUUGACUUUGCAUAGGAUUAUACAAUGAGAUCAUAUAUUUAAUUUAAGAUAUCAGACCGUGAAUGAUCACAGAUUAUCAAGAGACUAUGAAAAUGUAUGAAUGUCCAGCUUGGAAGAGCGGCAUAGAACAUAUUGUAGUCCAUCUGAUGCUGUAGGGCAUCUGUUAAUUACCAACCUGUUUCAUGCUGACUUCAGGAUCAGAGAUUUCCUUUUUUAUUUAUCCCAAAUGUAUUCUCUGUCACUAUACUGUAUUUCCAUUGUAAAGUCAAAGACUGCUCAUAUAUAAUCUAACCCUGAAUCUGGCCUCGCUGUAUAAAAUCCAGUUUACCGUCUAAAAUCCAUCAGUAUUUCCCAGAUAUCUCUCUUGUUCCCGUGGAUUUAAUUCCAUAGUGUCAUAAGUCACAUAUCCGAUCCUCAUCUUUGUCGAAAUCUGGUUAUUCUGAUAUAAAUUGUAAGAUUUAUUUGAAUGUAGCCUGUCCUCUUUGAGGUUUUUCUGUGCUUUUGUUGUUGUUUCUGUUGUUCAGACACAUUGUUUGUCAUGUUUAUCAAUAUUUUAAUCACUGUUGAACACUUGUCAAAAAGUAUGAUUUACACAAUGAAUGCUCUCCUCCUCUGGAAAGGUUGCAACUGGAACCUGCGGUUUACAAGCAUAGAAAUGGACAGACAUACAGUAUAUAGAAAUAACAGUUAUUAUUACAAUGUCAUAUUGUCAUACAAUAGAUGCUUUAGUUCAACAAUUUUCUUUGAUUUUUUUUUUUACACAAAGACUUUGAUUAAUAUUUAUAAAUCAGUCUCACUGGUCAUGACCUUUUUUGAAGGUAAGAUGAAAAUACAGCUACAUUUAUUAAAGUUCUGUUCUA
Onychostoma macrolepis is the source of this 5334-nucleotide messenger RNA. It is a transcript of the gene nalf1a, whose product is annotated as NALCN channel auxiliary factor 1a. The transcript is spliced from 3 exons. The record is from RefSeq and is a predicted model, not a curated record. Gene Ontology annotation, biological process: calcium ion import across plasma membrane. Bases 508 to 1647 code for a protein of 379 amino acids. Gene Ontology annotation, cellular component: plasma membrane. Gene Ontology annotation, molecular function: stretch-activated, monoatomic cation-selective, calcium channel activity. Lineage: Eukaryota; Metazoa; Chordata; Actinopteri; Cypriniformes; Cyprinidae.